Messenger RNA from Adineta steineri, 1242 nucleotides. The record is from the annotation of a GenBank genome assembly. NCBI's taxonomy places the organism in Eukaryota, Metazoa, Rotifera, Eurotatoria, Adinetida, Adinetidae.
AUGACUGCACAUACGAUAGAAACGGCUAGUCGUAAUCUUCAUGUUUUAAAUAAAUAUGAAAAAGGUAAUAAUUCUAUUCCUGUAUUUGUACGUCUUAUUUUUCUUCGAAUAGGUCAAAUUGAUACGAGAGCAGAAAAAUUUCAAGCUCAUGUAGCUAUUGAAGCUCGUUGGUUUCUAAAUUCUGAUAAUGAUGAAAAUAAAAUUCUUUCUACACUUUCAAUGGAUGAUCAAUUUCGAUUGAAUAAUGGAGAAAUUAUUAAACUUUCAAAGAAUUUUCCUGAAAAUAAUUGGUAUCCACAAUUAUUUUUACUUAAUAUUGGUCAAGAUUGUAAAGAAGAAAUAAAAUAUACAAUAAAAAAAUCUAAUUCAAAAAUACAAAUACGUGAAUUUCAUGAUGUUAAUGCAAGUUUUUAUUCCAAAUUUGAUUUACAUCAUUUUCCAACUGAUAUACAAGAAUUAAGUAUAUCAAUUGGAUCAGCUUUAUUUGAUUCUGAAGUUACAUUAGACACUGAUUCAAAUCGACCAUCAGGUAUUAAUCGUGAAGCAUUUUUUGAUCAACAAGAGUGGCAACUAUAUGAUCAUGUUCAAACACGAACUAAAUUUAUUAAAGGAUUUCUAUUUCAAAAUGACGAAGAUUAUUCAUUAGAUAAACCUGGGCAUAGACGUAAACGUUCAAUUUUAACUAUUGCGUGUCAUGCAGCUCGUCGUGCUGAUUAUUUCUUUUGGAAUGGUUAUUUUCUUGUAUUUUUAAUUACAACAGUAUGUUUUAGUUCAUUUGCUAUUCCACCUAAUGGUGUUCAAUUUCGAAUUGCUAUAGCAUGUACACUUCUUCUUACAUCAAUUGCAUUUCGAUUGACAAUUAGCAAUGCUUUGCCAAAUAUUUCCUAUUUGACAUUAAUCGAUUUAUAUGCAAUUGUAUCUAUUUUUGUUUUAAUUAUUUUAUGUAUUUGGCAUUCGAUUAUUGGUACACUUGUUUUUAUUUAUGAUGAAUAUAUUAAUUUAAAAUCAGAUUCUUAUUGGGCUCGGAUUGAUAGAAGAAUAUUUUAUGUUCUUGUUAGCCUUUAUAUUAUUGUGCAUGUCGCUAUGGGUAUUUGGUAUUACUAUGUACCAAUUUCUCGAAAAAGGCAAAUGAAAGAAUUGGACAAACAUUAUCGUCGAAUAAUAAAUGAAAGUGUUGACAAAAAUAGAUUAGCAAUAGGGUCAAGUUCGAAUGGUACAACCAAACGGGAAUUAAUCGUAUAA